AUGCAUGAAACCGCGCCAACCCACCCAAUCAGUGCCCAAAGAGCGCUGCACAACGACCAAGACAACCUACAAUUCAGCAAUUCAGCAAAAAGCAAGCCAGCACAAAGCAAGAGUGGAACAAUGGAGGAUCAUCAGUGA
Molecule: messenger RNA, 138 nt
Organism: Plenodomus lingam JN3
Lineage: Eukaryota; Fungi; Ascomycota; Dothideomycetes; Pleosporales; Leptosphaeriaceae
Source: RefSeq, a predicted model, not a curated record